Molecule: messenger RNA, 321 nt
Organism: Caenorhabditis angaria
Lineage: Eukaryota; Metazoa; Nematoda; Chromadorea; Rhabditida; Rhabditidae
Source: the annotation of a GenBank genome assembly
AUGAUUUUUCGAACUCUUUUCAUUUUCUUCUUGAUUUUCUACACAUCUCAAGCUCUCAGCUCAGAAUGUAUGAAGAAAAUUCGGCAAUCUCGGUCGAAGCCAAAUUGUCUAGAAGAAUUGUUUUUUGAUGAAACAAAAGUGAGUUAAUUUUUUUUAAUUGUUGCAUUAAAUAAGUACUUUUAGUAUGGCUUGGCAAAUAAAUGUAACCUGAUCAAUAAUUUCGAAUGUUUGCAAAAUGGUGUGACAUCAAUUUGUGGAGAAAAAUCUGGAAAAGACUUCAAAUCUGAAAAAUCAGAACUUCUCAAAAAAUAUGACUGCUAA